Lepus europaeus (European hare) is the source of this 2182-nucleotide messenger RNA. RefSeq names its product prolyl 4-hydroxylase subunit alpha 2 (gene P4HA2). Gene Ontology annotation, molecular function: protein binding; L-ascorbic acid binding; iron ion binding. Bases 103 to 1770 code for a protein of 555 amino acids. The record is from RefSeq and is a predicted model, not a curated record. Lineage: Eukaryota; Metazoa; Chordata; Mammalia; Lagomorpha; Leporidae. The transcript has 16 exons. Gene Ontology annotation, cellular component: endoplasmic reticulum. Gene Ontology annotation, biological process: peptidyl-proline hydroxylation to 4-hydroxy-L-proline.
GCGGAGCCGCGGAGGGGGAGGCGCCGAGCAGGCUGGGCACCGCCGCGGGAGGUUCUGGAAACGCCGGGAGCGGCGCGUGUCCAGAUACUACCUUCAGUGACCAUGAAACCCUGGGUGACCACGUUGCUGAUGGCCUGGUUUGCUGCCCUCAGCUGUGCAUGGGCUGAAUUCUUCACCUCUAUUGGGCACAUGACUGACCUGAUCUAUGCCGAGAAAGACCUGGUGCACGCGCUGAAGGAGUACAUCCUUGCGGAGGAGGCCAAACUCUCUAAGAUCAAGAGCUGGGCAAGCAAGAUGGAAGCCCUUACCAGCAAGUCAGCUGCUGACCCCGAGGGCUACCUUGCCCAUCCUGUGAAUGCCUACAAACUGGUGAAGCGACUGAACUCAGACUGGCCUGCGCUGGAGGACCUUGUGCUGCAAGACCCAGCCACAGGUUUCAUUGCCAACCUCUCAAUGCAGCGGCACUUCUUUCCCACUGAUGAGGACGAGGCUGGGGCCGCCAAGGCCCUGAUGAGACUUCAGGACACCUACAAGCUGGACCCAGCCACGAUUUCAAGAGGGGAGCUUCCAGGAACUAAGUACCAGGCAACGCUGAGUGUGGACGACUGCUUCGGGAUGGGCCGCUCAGCCUACAAUGAAGGGGACUACUAUCACACGGUGCUGUGGAUGGAGCAGGUGCUGAAGCAGCUCGAUGCUGGCGAGGAGGGCACCACGACCAAAUCUCAGGUGCUAGACUACCUCAGCUAUGCCGUCUUCCAGUUAGGUGACUUGCAUCGUGCCCUAGAGCUCACCCGCCGCCUGCUCUCACUUGAUCCAAGCCAUGAGCGAGCUGGAGGGAAUCUGCGGUACUUUGAGCGGUUGUUGGAGGAACAAAGAGGAAAGUCGUUAUUGAAUCAGACAGAAGCUGUGGCAGUGACCCAGGAAGGCAUCUACGAGAGGCCUGUGGACUACCUGCCCGAGAGGGAUGUGUAUGAGAGCCUGUGUCGUGGGGAGGGCGUCAAGCUGACCCCCCGAAGACAGAAGAGGCUUUUCUGCAGGUACCACGAUGGCAAUGGGGCGCCGCAGCUGCUCAUCGCCCCCUUCAAGGAGGAGGACGAGUGGGACAGCCCACACAUCGUCAGGUACUACGACGUCAUGUCUGACGAGGAGAUCGAGAGGAUCAAGGAGAUUGCGAAACCUAAGCUCGCGCGAGCCACUGUUCGUGAUCCCAAGACAGGUGUGCUCACUGUGGCCAGCUAUAGAGUUUCCAAAAGCUCUUGGCUGGAGGAGGAUGAUGACCCUGUUGUGGCCCGAAUAAAUCGCCGGAUGCAGCACAUCACAGGACUGACAGUGAAGACUGCAGAAUUGCUGCAGGUUGCAAAUUACGGGAUGGGAGGACAGUAUGAGCCACACUUUGACUUCUCCAGGCGACCUUUUGACAGCGGCCUCAAAACGGAGGGGAAUAGGUUAGCGACGUUUCUUAACUAUAACAAUGAACGAGAUGCUUUCAAGCGUUUAGGGACUGGGAAUCGUGUGGCCACAUUCUUAAACUACAUGAGUGAUGUAGAAGCUGGUGGUGCCACUGUCUUCCCUGAUCUGGGGGCUGCGAUUUGGCCUAAAAAGGGCACAGCUGUAUUCUGGUACAACCUUCUGAGGAGUGGGGAAGGUGACUACCGAACAAGACAUGCCGCCUGCCCUGUGCUUGUGGGUUGCAAGUGGGUUUCCAACAAGUGGUUUCAUGAACGAGGACAGGAGUUCCUGAGACCUUGUGGAUCAACAGAAGUUGACUGAUGUCCUUUUCUGCCCUUCCCUUUCCUGGCCCCGCAGCCCAUGUCAACUCCAAGUUCAGUGUGACAGACACCUUCAUGUGUUCCAGAUCCUAUCAAGUGGGUCUUUGGAGGAAUGAACGUUUGUCUGGAGUGGUGGGGUAUAGUGGGAUGGGUCCUGGUGCCCUGGUCCCCAGCCUCUGUGGUCAGCCUGUGCUAUCUCUAGCCUCAAGUGUAGGGUUGGAGUGGCUGCAGCAGAGUCACUGUCUAGCGCCAAGCAAGGUGCCUUUGUACCUCAGAUGUUUUAGGUGUAAGAUGUUUCAGUGAACCAAAGUUCUGAUGCCUUGUUUACAUGUUUGUUAUUAUGGCAUUUCUAUCAGUUGUGGCUUUAACAAAAAAAAAAAAAUAAAUAAAUUGUCCCUGCCAGAAGCCUUAAA